Molecule: messenger RNA, 831 nt
Organism: Heterostelium album PN500
Lineage: Eukaryota; Evosea; Eumycetozoa; Acytosteliales; Acytosteliaceae
Exons: 4
Coding region: 1-831 (276 amino acids)
Source: RefSeq, a predicted model, not a curated record
AUGAAGUUUUUAUUAGUUUCUUUAGUAUUGUUGGUAUUUUGUUUGUGUAAUUUAACAGAAUCAAAGAAUGGUGUUAUGCCUUGGAUGGGUCUUGAGAGAACGAAUGAAUCUAUUUCAGAUGACUUACAACAAAUCGAGUCUAUUCAAUCACUUUUAACAUUGGUUGCUUAUGAAAGAUUCAAUCUCGGACCAAAUUCAACACUGAUCAACAAUAACUUUACAAAUGUACUACCAAAUAUAACUUCCUAUGGUUUAAAAGGUCUUUCAAUGAUAUCUACGUAUCCCUGGGGCAGACCAGAAACAAUCGAGUGGUGUCGUCAGUUGUUUGAGAAUCCUCAACCAUUCAUUGAUUCUGCAAUUCAAUAUUCUUUAACAGAGGGAUUCUAUGGAUAUAAUGUAGAUAUUGAGCCGAUCGGUGGUAAUGAAGACGAUGCCGUUGCAUACGCAGAGUUUAUCGAUAGCUUUUCGAGACAAAUGCAUCAGCACAACAAGAUUCUGACGGUGGCAGCUGCUACUUAUGAUCCUUUUUGGAACCUGACUUUGCUAGGGCAGACCGAGGUAGACCUCAUCUUUACAAUGUCAACCUACACAAGUAACAUAACAACAUUCACAAAAAAUCUAAACUUUGCAAUCGAUUCGAUUCCACUUGAAAGACUUGCAAUAGGUUUAGAGACCGUAGAUAAUAACAAUAAUCCAUACCCAUCAGACCAAUUGGCAUUGAGAUUCGAUCUCAUUGAACAAGCAAACAUCAAUAACAUUGGUAUUUGGUCAUCUCCACUACCAGAUAAUUGGUUGCCUUUCCUAAAGCAAUACGUAUCAAACACUUUAUAA